Molecule: messenger RNA, 1339 nt
Organism: Ipomoea triloba (trilobed morning glory)
Lineage: Eukaryota; Viridiplantae; Streptophyta; Magnoliopsida; Solanales; Convolvulaceae
Product: phosphopantetheine adenylyltransferase-like
Exons: 7
Coding region: 67-609 (180 amino acids)
Biological process (GO): coenzyme A biosynthetic process
Molecular function (GO): dephospho-CoA kinase activity; pantetheine-phosphate adenylyltransferase activity
Source: RefSeq, a predicted model, not a curated record
ACUUCAAUUGGUUACUUCUCUUCUCUCUCGAAACACACCCCACUCCACUCAUAGCCAGCCGCCCCAAUGCCGAUAAUGGAAGAGCAAUCGCCGAUCAACUCAACCUCCUCUCCGCCAGAUUCAUACGCCGCCGUCGUUCUCGGCGGCACUUUCGACCGCUUACACGACGGCCACCGCCUCUUCCUCAAGGCUGCGGCUGAGGUUUCCCGGGAACGAGUCGUAGUUGGUGUUUGCGCUGGCCCAAUGUUGACCAAGAAGAAGUAUGCUGAUCUAAUAGAGCCAAUUGAGCAAAGAAUGCAAAAUGUUGAAGAUUUCAUUAAGAGCAUCAAGGCAGAGCUGGUUGUGCAAGCAGAGCCGAUUGUCGAUCCUUAUGGUCCUUCAAUCAUUGAUGAGAAUUUGGAGGCUAUUGUAGUCAGCAAGGAGACAUUGCCCGGUGGAUUAUCUGUCAAUAAGAAGAGGGCUGAGAGAGGCCUUUCACAACUAAAGAUUGAAGUUGUAGAUCUACUCUCUGAAGAAUUGACCGGAGACAAACUGAGUUCCACUGCUUUGAGAGAGCUAGAAGCCAAGAAGCUCACGAACACUCGCCCAGAAGGUGGUAUGAACUUGUGACAUCAUUCCAUGGAAGAUAGAACUGUAGAUAUCAUUACAAUAAACUUGUUUUCCAGAAACUACAUUCGAUCAAUCAUCUCGAGGCAAAUUGUGCAUCUUCGCUCUUACCUGAAAGCUUCUUUGCUUGGAGGACAACACAGAACACAGUAUCAUGUAUGUGAAAUGAGAAAUGGAGAAAUGUGAACAAUCAAAUUUUUCUGAAAUUUUAUUACAUUUUUCUUGUUAAACAAUAUAUCGUGUGGUAUAUAUAUAUAUAUAUAUGUCUCAAACAUGUAUGAUACAGAAUAAUCCCCGUCGUUUAGUAUCAUCAGCACGGUGGAAGAUCCGCCGGCGGAGGUAGAAUGUUGUGAUCAGAACCCGGUCCGUCUUCUACUACAAACGCUGUCUUCAGCCCCCACCCUGUAUGAAGCUCCAAAUGGCAGUGGAAAAACCACACCCCUGAAGAAAUGUUCAAAAGAUAAGUCAAGAAUGAAGGAUUUCAAGACUAGCUAAGUUGAUCAGGUUAUUGGUUUGAUAAUCACAAGAUUUUAAAUUCGACUCUUAAUGUGAGUAGUCUAUUGACUUUCUUAGUUUGAACUCAUUAGCUAUGUUCAACCUAGGCUGAAUGGCUGAUUUAAGUUCUUGUAGUCCUUUGUCAACUAGGAUCAUAAGGAGGGGUUUAUCCUGUGCACAUCCAGGUUACUGGCAAGUUUGACACCCAAUGAAAGUUGUCCAUUGGCGUUUUUGAUUU